AUGGGCUCUGCUUCUGUGCGAGCAAGGAGCGUUAACUCAUUAGCGAUUCUCAUCCUUAUUGCGCACUGGACACAACGUGCAGCACCACUAAAGGCCUCCUCCCUUUGCCUGUCUAAACCCUGCCAGAACGGGGCUGAGUGCCGGGAUGACCCCUCCACAUUUCUGUGUCAGUGCCUGUCUUCAGCUGCGGUGCUGUCCAGUGAGAGCUGUGCCUCCAAUGCCCUCUGUCACCUCCCCAUCUGUCAGAGUAACGCUACCUGCCAGUCCACCGGUGGCCGGCCUGGGGAGUUAGCCUGCAGCUGCUGGCCAGGCCUGUCUGACCAGGCCUGUAAGUCCAGUGCCCAGCUAUGUGCCCAUACGCUGUGCGGAGAGAGCCCCCGCUGCCUGGCUGUGGCCCACAGGGACCCGGGCUAUGUCUGCCUGUGUCAACCGGGCUAUACCGGCCCCCAGUGCCAGAGAGAGACAGACCAGUGCAUGCCAAACCCCUGCCGUAACCGUGCCCUCUGCCGGACCGGCCCGCACGGCCCCUCCUGCUUUUGCGUGCCAGGCUUCCAGGGUAAGCGCUGCGAAAUUGAGGUGAACGAGUGCAUCUCGCAACCCUGCAUGAACGGAGCAACCUGCCUGGACAAGAUCGGACGCUACGUCUGCAUCUGCAGACCAGGAUACACAGGUGCUAGCUGUGAGGUGCAGAUUGAUGAGUGUCAGUCCCAGCCAUGUCUUCAUGGCGGUAGCUGCCACGACCACAUUAACAGCUUCUCAUGCACCUGUCCGGCUGGUUUCCAGGGAAGCAUCUGUGAGAUCAACAUUGAUGACUGCACAGACCACCUGUGCCAGAACGGAGCUUUGUGCAUUGACGGAAUCGAUAGCUACAGCUGUGAUUGCUCCCAGAGCGGUUUCGCUGGCUUGUACUGUGAGGUGCCUCUUCCACCAUGCUGGGAUGAGCCCUGCCUCAAUGGCGCCCUCUGUCAGGAAGAGGGGAGGAACUACACCUGCAAAUGUUGGCCAGGCUUUGAAGGCCAUCACUGUGAGCUGGAUGUGAAUGAAUGUGGCAGUGGUCCCUGUUUAAACGGAGCCAUCUGCAUCGAGCGCUCCUGGGAGAAACACUAUGGGACAGAGAACCUGCUGCCUGACCGCUAUGACCACAGGCACGCUGCUGGAUAUGUAUGUAGGUGUCCGCAAGGAUUCACAGGUGCCUUGUGUGAAGAGGACAUUGACGAUUGUGCUUCUGCUCCGUGUCAUAAUGGAGGCUUGUGCAAAGACACUCUUGGCAGCUACAUCUGCAUCUGCCCAUUAGAGAGCAAGGAUGGCAUCCUGUAUGGAGGCCAGAACUGCAGUGAGCCAUUGGUGGGCUGUGAGGGCCACGAGUGCCUGAAUGGGGCAGCCUGUAGGCCCUUCCUGAGCGAGGGCCUGCACGGCUAUAGCUGCUCCUGCCUGCCCGGCUACACUGGCUCACACUGCCAGACCAGCACCGCCUUUUCCUUUGAGUCCUUUGGGGGUUACUUGAGCUUGCAGACUCCACUUCUGGACUACUCCUCCAACAUCACCCUGAGCUUCCGGACAGUUCUGAGCAACUCUGUGCUCUUCCAGCGAGGCGCUGAAGGACCGCUGCUCACCCUGGAGCUGCUGCAUGGCCGCUUGCGGCUAAGCUUAAGAACAGACUCCCAAGGAGAAGGCCCUGUCUGGGCUCUGAAGCUACCUCAGAAUGUGGCGGAUGGUGAGUGGCACACAGUGGAGGCCAUGCUAGCUGAAGGUACAGUGUUCCUCCAGCUCCUGGAACCCUGCCAAGGUGAAUAUUGUGGGGCAGCAGCUCAGGUGGAGACUGGACCUUUGGUGCUGGAGUCAGCCUUGCUGAGCACCUUGAUCGGAGGCCUGGCAGAUGGAGGCUUUUCUGGUUUCUUUAUCGGCUGCAUGAGGGACCUGUAUGUGGACUCGCAGCUGAUGGUGCCAGAGGACUGGCUAAUUUCUUCAGCUGUGAAUGUCACGCAUGGCUGCGAUCACCGUAACCGCUGCCUGGAUGUUCCAUGUGAAAAUCAAGGCGAGUGUAUUAAUCUGUGGCAAGGAUACCAGUGCAAGUGCCAGCGGCCGUAUGAAGGAUACAACUGCACUGACGAGUACAUCCCUGCCAGGUUUGGCCAGGAAAACUCUUUGAGUUACGCUGUCUUCACUGUUAGCGAUGAGCCUGAUCCAACCAUCAUCACCCUCUCCAUGUUCCUUCGUACACGACGAGAGUCGGGCUUGCUUCUGGCGCUGACCAACAGUACCAGCCGGUACCUUCAUGUGUGGCUGGAGCAAGGACGACUCAAAGCGCAGGUCGACAACUCCCCAAGCAUUGAGGGCAGGAACACUGUUAGUGAUGGUGAUAUCCACUUUGUUAGCUUAGCUAUUGAGCAGGGCCAGAUGAUCCUGCUGGAAUCUGACCUUGUGUCCGGGCCUUUGGCAGUCCGCCCUGUUCAUGUUCAUGCUGGGGACAAGGUUUAUGUUGCUGGCAUGGGUGACAUACAUGCCUUAACUGUAUUUGGUGGACCCUUUAAAGGCUGCAUUCAGGACCUUCGUCUCAAUGACAAGCCGCUGCUGUUCUUCCCAUUGAGCACUCUUGUGAAGUCAUACAGUCCAGAGCAUCUGGUUAAUGUUUCUGAAGGCUGCAUUGGGGAUGACUACUGUGUGAAAAACCCCUGUCAGAACGGUGGUAUGUGUUUCUCGGUGUGGGAUGAUUUCACCUGUGCCUGUCCCCCCAGUACCUCUGGCCGGCACUGUGAGGACAUUCACUGGUGUGAGCUUUCCCCCUGCCUUGCCCAAGCAGAGUGCAGGACCGUUAGUCAGGGCUAUGAAUGUAUUUCAAAUGCUACUUUUCAGAAUGACAUCAGGCUAACGUAUCGAGGAAACGGGCUGAUCUCCCGCCACCUCACCAACAUCUCCUUCAGUAUUCGCACUCGUAAACGCAAUGCAGCCAUACUCCACGCCGUCAGCGGCUCUGGCUUUGUUAACGUGUUGGUACAGGAUGGCCUGCUAGUGUUUGAGUUGUUUAGCUUACCUUCCUUUUCAUCCUCUUUUUCUUCCUCCUCCACCACUUCCUCCUCAUCUUCCACAUCCACUUCUUCUCCCUCAACUUCCUUUUCUUCCACACUAAGCCUGCGCAGUGCUAGACCUAUAGCUGAUGGCAAGUGGCAUAGCGUGCAGCUCUUCAUGGUUGCACCUGGGGCUUACUCUUCUCAAUGGACCAUGCUUGUGCUGGACAAUGGGGAGGAACCCAUUACAUCUGACUCUGAAGGCAGCAACCUGGACUUCCUCCGAGAGGGCAUGGACAUCAUUGUAGGGGGACUGGGCACCAAGCCAGGCUGGAACCUGAUUGGCUGCUUGAGUAGCAUAGAGAUCGGUGGAAUAGUGUUGCCGUAUCAUGGUCCAGACGACGUCAGGCUGCCCCAGAUGCAGAAGGAGCAGUUCCAGAAAACAUCCACAGCUUCAGUUCUCAAUGAGUGCACGGGUGGGCCAGUGUGUGAACCCAACCCAUGCCUCAAUGGCGGUGACUGUGAGGAUCUCUUUGACCUCUUCACCUGCACCUGCCCCUCCGACUGGGUGGGCCAGCACUGUGAAAUCAGCACCAAUGCUUGUGCCUCCAACCCCUGUCACCAUGGAAACUGUACCACUCAGGGCCUGCAGUACGAGUGCACCUGCGAGUUUGGUUACACUGGCAUGAACUGUGCAGUGGAGGUGGACGCCUGUGCACAGCACCAGUGCGCAAACGGCGGCACCUGCCUGCGCGGCAUUGGUAAAUACGCCUGCCUCUGUGCUGAAAACUACACCGGGCCAUACUGCACCGACCAAGUUGAAGAGAUUCCUUGGUACAUAGUUGUCAAGAACAUAGGCCCCAAGCUCCCAGUGUCCAUCUGUGGGGACGAGAAACGGAACUACACGUGCUUUAAUGGGGGUAACUGCUCUGAGGCAGCCUUUACAUGUGACUGCCUGCCCGGCUUCACCGGUCACCGGUGUGAACAGGAGCUGGACGAGUGCAAGUCCAACCCGUGCUUGAACGGCGGCUACUGCCGCAACCUGGUCAACAAGUUCCAUUGCGUGUGCGAGCUGAGCUACGGGGGCGAGACCUGUCAGAUCGAUCUGAAUGCAGAGAGUGUGGCGUCUGAUCUGCUGCUGUCUGUGACGUUGGUGUCGGUGGUGCUGUUUCUGGCUCUGCUGGCCGCGGCCACGGCUCUUGUGGUGGCCCUGAACCGGCGGGCUACCCAUGGCACCUACAGCCCGAGCCGACAGGAGAAGGAGGGGUCCCGCGUGGAGAUGUGGAACAUCGUUCAGCCGCCACCUGCAGAGAGACUCAUCUGA
This is a messenger RNA of Colossoma macropomum (tambaqui), 4329 nucleotides long. It is a transcript of the gene crb1, whose product is annotated as crumbs cell polarity complex component 1. Gene Ontology annotation, cellular component: protein-containing complex; plasma membrane. Gene Ontology annotation, molecular function: calcium ion binding. Bases 1 to 4329 code for a protein of 1442 amino acids. The transcript is spliced from 13 exons. Lineage: Eukaryota; Metazoa; Chordata; Actinopteri; Characiformes; Serrasalmidae. The record is from RefSeq and is a predicted model, not a curated record. Gene Ontology annotation, biological process: establishment or maintenance of epithelial cell apical/basal polarity; heterophilic cell-cell adhesion.